Molecule: messenger RNA, 1907 nt
Organism: Physeter macrocephalus (sperm whale)
Lineage: Eukaryota; Metazoa; Chordata; Mammalia; Artiodactyla; Physeteridae
Gene: C12H2orf81
Product: chromosome 12 C2orf81 homolog
Source: RefSeq, a predicted model, not a curated record
GCUGGAGCUACAGCUGCGGCGAUGGCGCACGAAGGCCCGAGGCAGGUUCGAGACCGCGGGGUGACCCGAUCCAAGGCGGAAAAGGCGCGGCCGCCUACGGUUCCGGUGCAGCAGGUGGACAUAGUGCCUGGGCGGCUCACUGAGGCCGAGUGGAUGGAGCUCACGGCUCUCGAAGAGGGCGAGGAAGUGGUGGGGGACAUCUUGGCUGAUCUGCUGGCCCGAGUCAUGGACUCUGCCUUUAAAGUCUACCUGACCCAGCAGUGCAUUCCAUUCACCAUCAGUCAGGCACGGGAAGCCAUGCUGCAGAUCACCGAGUGGCGCUUCCUGGCCAGGGACGAGGGAGAAUGUGCAGUGGCAGAGAACCCCACAUGGGGCGAGGACGAGGAACCCUUGCCUUGCACGACGGACGCCUGGGCUCAGGGAUCCGUGCCCGUGCUGCACGCGCUGACCUCGGUGGGGCUGAAGGAGACCUUCCAAGGCGAAGACCAAGAGAACGUGGACCAGAUCCCUUUAGGAAGAUCGUGGACGGAUAUAGGCUCUCAGGAGCGGAUGGAAUCUUGGGAGCGUCCUCCCGAACUGAGAGUCACCCCGGGCCCCCUACCCACCCUGGUUCUGUUUCAGGAGACAGGGCCCAGGGGUCCUUUCGAGAAACUGGACGACCAGGCGAGGGGCCACCUGUUUGCAGUCGGAUCCUUGAACGCGAGCAGCCAACUGUCGGGAGAGAUGGCGCCCGCCGGCAGUCCCCACCCUUCUCUGGAGCUGUCCUUGGUAGCCAGCCCUCAGGCCUCUGUCGAGAGGGCACAGCCCCUCAGCUCUCAGUUCUCGUUCGAGGACCUCUACUAUUCCCCGCCGCAGCCGCACGUGGCUGGAGACCGGCCGGAGCUCAAGGAGGAGAAGGUGCCCCGCAUCCCCUCGGUCGUGUCGGUGUCCGGCCCCUCUGCGGGCGGCCCGACCACGCUCAGCCCCUCCGGGGGGUUCCAGCCGUAGCAGCCCGGGCGCGCCGAUGCGCGGCCCAGUGCGCUGCACUACAGAAUGGGCCGCAAGGCGGCGAUGGCGCGCCUGGACCCAGCGCGGCUGCCGCGCCACUGGGUGCGCCCGCUGCCGGAGGUUCUGGUCCCAGACUCCGAGGCGCGCCGCCUGGAAGCCUUCCGCGGGCGCCAGCGGGGCGAGAAGACGGAGGCCCCAGCCGGACCGCAAGCCUCCGCCCCCAGCGUUCGCGUCUCCCCGUCAGUGUUCUUCCCUAUCCCGCCUGGCGUUCCUUUCCGAUCCUUGGGCCCCGGCCCCAGCCUCGGAUUCCCUACUUUAAGUUUAGGCCUACCGUCGCCAGGUUUUGGUUCAAAGCUGCCCGUCCCCAGUCCCGGGCUCCGUUUUCUCGCCACACACCCGGCGCGCCACGACGUGGCCCGCAGCCCCAGCCCCAGACUGUGGCCGGGUGCCAAGUGGCCCAGCGGCUGGGAGGGGGCGGCUGAGUUGCUGGGUGACCUGUGGGCUGGCCGCACCCGCAUACCUCUGCAGGGCCUGGACCCUGGGGAUGGGGAGAGCCAGGAUCCUCACAAGUGGCUUCAUCCCGUGCCCCGAGUUCUCGAGGCCACGUCCCAGGUGAUGUGGAAGCCCGUGUUGCUGCCGAAAGCACUGAAGCUGGCUCCUGGUGUGGGCAUGUGGAACCCAGCCACCCAGGUGCUGCUCAGCUCUGCUGAACCUCAAAAGGAGGACAAAGAAGGUGGCACCUCUCCUCCCCACACAGGCGCCCCAAAGCCCCAGGUGACCCCAGUGGCACAGCUAAUGAAGAAGUUAACCCCCAAAAUGUGGUCACUCCCCUCCAAGCACCUGCCCCAUUCUGAGCCCUGAACCUCAGGCAGUGUGAAACCUACCUUCCUUCUGUCUGCUUGCCAGAAAUAAACACCUGA